Molecule: messenger RNA, 4272 nt
Organism: Aspergillus nomiae NRRL 13137
Lineage: Eukaryota; Fungi; Ascomycota; Eurotiomycetes; Eurotiales; Aspergillaceae
Exons: 14
Coding region: 1-4272 (1423 amino acids)
Biological process (GO): transmembrane transport
Cellular component (GO): membrane
Molecular function (GO): ABC-type transporter activity; ATP hydrolysis activity; ATP binding
Source: RefSeq, a predicted model, not a curated record
AUGGAGCCGCCCGUGCAGUUGGCCCUGGCAGGGUUAUUCAUAGCGCAACUGGUAUUUCUUGCCUUUCGGGUUCGAAGCUUAGCCGUCAAAACAGAAGGAUCUAUUGCAGCCGAUGUUCUCAGCGCUCUGGCGACAUUGGCAGCAGUUGUUCUAUCCUUCGUCAGCCAUCAACGCUCUCAACGGCCCUCCACCAUCCUGAAUCUAUUUCUAUCUGUCUCAAUUCUACUCAAUGCCGCUCGAACACGCACACUUUGGCUGCUACCGCGUAAUGUCGGCAACUCGAGAGCAGCCACCGCCAUGAGCAUCGUUCUUUCUUUGUUUCUGGUAUCACUGGCACUAGAGUCGGUGGAGACAAAAGCAAAAAGACUGAAAGCUGGUUCCCCAGAGCAGCACAGCGGAAUUUGGCCUCGGACUUGCUUUACAUGGCUGGCUUCCACAUUCCGAACCGGCUACGCGCAGGUCCUUACGUUAGACGAUCUGCCGCCGCUUGAUACGAAACUGGAAAGCCAGGCUACGUGUGAGAGGCUCAUAGAGGCAUGGAAUAGAUACAACCACCAAGAGCCACACAGCCUGGUUCGUGCAUGCUUUCGUGCUAACCUAGCAUCAUUUCUAUCUCCCAUUAUACCACGUCUUUGUGUGAUAGCGUUCAACUUCGCACAGCCCUUCCUAAUCAACACCACACUACAAGCUAUCGAUCCGUCACAGCCCCGCACAAAUGAGAGCAGAGGACUCAUUGGUGCCUGGGCACUCGUGUAUCUCGGGAUAGCAGCCUCUAAUUCAAUCUACCAAUAUCAGAAUUUUAGAUUCGUCACGCGAGUACGAGGAGCCCUGAUCACAACCAUUUAUCAUCACACUCUCCAAACACGAGUGGCCGAUUCAGGCGACAUUACCGCCGUUUCUCUUAUGGGUACGGAUGUGGAGCGCAUAGUGAAUGGCCUAGAGCUCUUCCAUGAAACAUGGGGCGCAUUGGUUGAAAUUGGGAUUGCGUGCUGGCUACUCGGUCGUCAGCUCUCCGUAGCCUGCAUCGCCCCCUUGAUCCUGGUACUUCUAUUUGUGGCGGGAAGUUCAAAGUUAUCGGUUUCAAUGAAUACCGCCCAACGAAGAUGGAUAGAGAAGGUCCAGGAACGGCUUCGCGUUACCUCUGCGAUGCUCAGUGACAUGAAAGCCGUGAAGAUGUUGGGACUUUCGGGAGUCCUGCUGCCAGUGAUCCAAGGUUUUCGCAGUCGCGAAAUCGAGACCUCGCGCUCAUACCGAAAGCUUCUCGUCGCCAUGCUAUUACUGUCCUUGACGCCGAUCAACCUGGCCCCUGUAGUGACCUUUGGCAUAUACACCAUCAUCGCUGUGUUCUGGAAAAGCCAAACCCUUCUUCUGACGCAGGCCUUUACCUCCCUAUCAUUGAUCUCUUUGUUGACGACCCCGGUGAUCGUUUUCAUCCAAACGAUGCCAAUGGUAUUCCAGUGCGUCGGUAAUUUUGAUCGCAUUCAAGAGUAUUGCAAUUACUCUUCCCAGACGAGAAAUGUCCCUCACAGUGGCGACGGUUCCCGGACGCCUUGUUCAACGUCAGAGGAAGAGACAACACUUGAGUCUGUACCGCUGGGAACGCUUUCUAAGGGCGAAUCGCAUUCUCAUUCCCUCUUCCACGCAGACCUUCGCCUGGACGGCCAUGGAUUUGCUUGGAACCGCUCCAGCGCUGACCCGGCCCUCCAUGACCUCCAAAUUGCCAUCAAGCGGGGCAGUAUAACCGCGAUUAUUGGGCCAGUCGGAAGCGGGAAGUCCAGUUUCUUACACGCCCUGCUCGGAGAGCUCGUUGAUAUCCCGUCAGAGCUUGGAUUAUCCAGGCGGGACAAGGUCGAUCCCAGAGCAUGCAAGGCCAUGGCCUACUGUGCCCAACACCCGUGGCUAGAGAAUCACACCAUCCGCGAGAACAUCCGAGGGUCGUCGCCAUGGGAUUUGAAGUGGUAUCAUUGCGUAUUGUCGGCCUGUGCUCUUGAGACCGAUCUAGCGCAGCUGGAGAAAGGGGAUUUCACUCUCGUGGGAAGCGAUGGCGUGAAGUUGAGCGGGGGACAGAAGCAGCGGAUCGCUUUGGCUCGGGCCGUCUAUUCCAAGCGAAGCAUCAUACUGCUGGAUGAUGUGUUUAGCGGUAUAGACAUGCACACGGUCCAAAGCGUGUCGCGCAGGCUGCUCGGACGCGACACAGGGCUUUUGCGCAAUGAUAACACUACCGUUGUGUUGACUACUCAUAACCCCAGAAUCAUGAUGCUGGCGGACAGGAUCAUCGUCCUUAGAGAAGGUAGAAUGGUAGAGUCUGGGAGCCCUUCCUCUUUGGCUCAGAAAGACGAAGGCUAUGUCAAAGAGCUUGGUCUUUGCGUGACCAGCCCGUGGGACAAAGAGUCAAUUGAUAAAGACAGUGCGUUGACUGCGAAAGAGGUUUCGCCCACAGCAGGCCUGACUUCCGCAUCAUCCAGGGAGGGCGAUAUGCAUUCCGCCUUAAUUGUAGAUCCGACGAGCAACCCACCAACCGACCUAAGGCGAAAGAAUGGAGACCUGUCAAUUUACAGGUAUUAUCUCACCAGCUCGGGCUACGUGGCUGUCGGGCUUUAUGCUCUGUUCAUGGUCCUAUGGAUCUUCUUUACCGAGUUCUCAGUGAUAUGGGUUAGUUGGUGGUCAGAGGCCAAUGAGACACAUCCCAACCAGAAGGUAGCUAUGUACAUGGGCGUCUAUGCGAUGAUGGGGGUUCUGGGGACAUUUGCUGCUUGCCUCGCUGCGUGGGUUGCUUUCGUUUCAAUCGUGAGCAAUUCAGCAACCAGCAUUCAUUUCGAUCUGCUCGCCGCUACCCUUAAGGCACCAUUUCGCUUCUUCGCAAGCACCGAUAACGGUGAACUUAUCAACAGAUUUAGCGAGGACAUGGAGCUCAUAGACAUGGACCUCCCAUCGACAGCCCUGAACUAUACUUCAAGUAUUCUCCCCUCUCCCAACAAUGUGUUCCUUUCCAGACCACUGACAACCAUAAAAGCGGCUAUAUCCUGCCUUGCCCAAGUGAUAAUACUAGCUAUCUUCUCCCGCUCCCUCGCCAUCGCGGUCCCGCUCGUCUUUGCCCUGCUCUAUGUUCUACAGCGCUUCUACCUCCAAACCUCCCGACAGAUGCGUCUCCUGAUGAUCGAAGCUAAAGCCCCACUAUACACCCAUUUCACCAACACCGAGUCAACAUACCGGUCCGGGGCAACCACUAUCCGCGCCUUUGGCUGGACCCAUGACUAUCAGCACCGCGCCGCCCGCCUGGCGGAUCAUUCGCAGCGCCCAGCCUACCUGCAAAGCUGUAUCCAACACUGGCUAACCUUCGCGCUCAACGUCCUGAUGGCCGCCCUAGUGGUGAUUCUUGUUGGGACUGUGGUAACCUGGCACCGCCAGCUGGACAUCCGCGUCGGCGGCCGCUUCGUGACGGAGACGGAGGCCGAGGAUGCAGGGCAGGAAUAUGAGACGGCGGGUGGGACGAUAGCGCCGUGGCCACGGCCUGGUGCUGUGGAGUUUGAAGGCGUGGUGGCGGGGUUUACAGCCCCGGGUUCCUCCAGCCUUCCCGCCGCCGAUGCAGCCCUGAAAGCCAUCACCCUCUCAGUUCAACCAGGGGAGCACCUCGCUAUCUGUGGCCGAUCAGGGAGUGGCAAGACAUCGCUGCUUCUUGCCCUACUACGCAUGGUGGAGGUGCUCGAGGGCCAGAUCCUAGUAGAGGGGCGGGUAGCCGUUGCUGCUGGCGCAUUCGCCGCGCAGGAGGCGGAUGAAUUCCGCCGCCGCCUCAACGUGGUCCCCCAGGAUCCGUUUUUCCUGAAAGGUGCCAGUGUACGGUUCAAUCUCGAUCUGUACUCCGAGGCACAGUCCGAGGAAGAACUUGUGGGUGCGCUGCACCGAGUAGGGUUGUGGGAACUGGUGCAUGCGCAAGGAGGUCUGGACACGGUUGUGGAUACCUUGCCUUUAUCGGCAGGGCAGCAACAGCUGUUCUGCUUUGCGCGGGCGAUUGUUCGGCGGCGGAACUGUAGUAUCCUUGUUUUGGAUGAGGCGACGAUGGAUAGUGAGGCAGCGGCCCUCGUGCAGAGUAUUAUUGACUCGGAGUUCCGGGAAUGCACCGUUCUAGCAGUGAUGCAUGUGUUAACGCAUAUCGAGGCCUACGAUCGAGUGGCGGUUUUGGACGGGGGAGCGCUGGUGGAGGUUGGGCCUCCAGCGGAGUUACUGGCUGGUGAGACACGGCUCGCGGGCUUGUAUAGCAUGCAUCUGGGUUAA